CAAUGCCUUCAUUAUAUUAGUUUAUCUUCAGUUUAAUCCGUCAGCACCGUUUACAACGGAGACCUUUGGUUUCAUUCGGAACCCGAGACUUGGAGACAAAAUUCACUGUGUGGCGUUUGUGGUGGACGGAAGUACUAUUGAUGUCAUUCCACAAAAAAUUCUCAAACAGCUUAAGGAUUUACAGGGAAGGAUGAAUCAGAGAAAUAUUCCCCAGGUCGUGUAUUUGACGAAGCUUGACAAAGUCUGCGCAAGCGUUAAUAAGGACGCGUCUAAAAUGUUCCACAGUCCAGCCGUUCGUGACACAGUCGACAAGGUCGCUGAUGUCAUGGGACUACCACGUGGCUACAUCAUGCCAAUCAAAAACUACGAGAGUGAAACUAGUUUGGAACCCAACAUUGACAUCUUGAUUCUGAAGGCGUUGAAGCAGACGGCAGAUUUCGCAGACGACUACUUGGAGGAACAGGUGGAUAAAAUGGCCGCCGAAGGAAGAAGAGAGGAGAAAGACUAAAAGUGAUAGUUGGUAAAGAAGCUCAAUUUACUGAAUUCUAAAACAACUUACAUGUACAAAUAUUACACAGGAGCAUGGAGAAGAAAGAUGCAAUGCGGAAAGGAAGUCCUGUUGUACAGUA
Saccostrea cuccullata (small rock oyster) is the source of this 629-nucleotide messenger RNA. RefSeq lists its product as uncharacterized. Bases 191 to 508 code for a protein of 105 amino acids. The transcript has 2 exons. The record is from RefSeq and is a predicted model, not a curated record. Lineage: Eukaryota; Metazoa; Mollusca; Bivalvia; Ostreida; Ostreidae.